Molecule: messenger RNA, 4845 nt
Organism: Pygocentrus nattereri (red-bellied piranha)
Lineage: Eukaryota; Metazoa; Chordata; Actinopteri; Characiformes; Serrasalmidae
Gene: kcnj3b
Product: potassium inwardly rectifying channel subfamily J member 3b
Exons: 3
Coding region: 604-2217 (537 amino acids)
Biological process (GO): regulation of monoatomic ion transmembrane transport; potassium ion import across plasma membrane
Cellular component (GO): plasma membrane
Molecular function (GO): G-protein activated inward rectifier potassium channel activity
Source: RefSeq, a predicted model, not a curated record
GUAAGUAGAGGGAGCGCGGCGGAGGUAGGAGCUCCAGCACACCGAAGCGCGCUGAUGGUCCACCGCACGCCGUGAGCAAAAGUUGGAGGCACCGUCGAGCGUUCCGGCUCCGAGCGGAGAGAAAAACACGCGGGGUUCUCUUGCGGGAAAACACGGAUUUGUAAACGUUUUACGGGCGUGCGGACGUUUUCCGACGUGUCUGUGGACGCGUGGCGUGGGAUCCGGGAGCUGAGAAUCCCAUGAGAGACGCGCGAGCAAGUCGUGAGGCGCGCGGGAGGGAGCGUACACGUAUACAUAGACGUACGCGCACCUGUACACGUACACGUUUAAGUUCACGUACCCGUACCUGACUUUGCUUCCGGAAUGCGAACAUUUGCCCACAAGAUCUGAGCAAAUCUUAUAAGGAAGUGCCUACGAAACGAGGGAAGCCCGUAAACGUUACGGCACGCACAACUGUUCACGUACACGUACCUGGACCUGCUUCCGAAAUGUGGGACGGGAGGACAUCCGUCCGUGAGAUCUAAGUAAACUUGGACGAAAGGAAUUGUGUUACAGACCUACAAAACGAGAGUGUCCGAUACGUUCCGUCUCAAGCUCAUCGCGAUGUCGGCGCUGCGGAAGAAGUUCGGGGACGACUACCAGGUGGUCACCACGUCCUCAAGCGGCACCGGCUUCAACCCGGCGGCGGCCGAGAAGAAGAAGAAGCGGCAGCGCUUCGUGGACAAGAACGGCCGCUGCAACGUGCAGCACGGCAACCUGGGCAGCGAGACCAGCCGUUACCUGUCCGACCUCUUCACCACGCUGGUGGACCUCAAGUGGCGCUGGAACCUCUUCAUCUUCAUCCUCACCUACACGGUGGCCUGGCUCUUCAUGGCCUCCAUGUGGUGGGUGAUCGCCUUCAUCCGCGGCGACCUCGACCAGGCGCACGACGACAAGUACACGCCGUGCGUGGCCAACGUCUACAACUUCCCCUCGGCCUUCCUCUUCUUCAUCGAGACCGAGGCCACCAUCGGCUACGGCUACCGCUACAUCACGGACAAGUGCCCCGAGGGCAUCAUCCUCUUCCUCUUCCAGUCCAUCCUGGGGUCUAUCGUGGACGCCUUCCUCAUCGGCUGCAUGUUCAUCAAGAUGUCGCAGCCCAAGAAGCGAGCCGAGACGCUUAUGUUCAGCGAGCACGCCGCCAUCUCCAUGCGGGACGGCAAGCUGACCCUCAUGUUCCGGGUGGGCAACCUCAGGAACAGUCACAUGGUGUCGGCACAGAUCCGCUGCAAACUUCUCAAAUCUCGGCAGACUCCUGAGGGAGAGUUCCUCCCUUUGGACCAGCUGGAGCUGGACGUUGGCUUCAGCACAGGAGCAGACCAGCUCUUCCUAGUGUCUCCUCUGACCAUUUGCCAUGUGAUCGACUCGAAGAGCCCGUUCUACGACCUCUCACUCAGGUCCAUGCAGACUGAGCAGUUUGAGAUUGUCGUGAUCCUGGAAGGCAUCGUGGAGACCACCGGCAUGACAUGCCAGGCCCGCACCUCAUACACGGAGGAUGAGGUCCUGUGGGGUCACCGUUUCUUCCCAGUCAUCUCUCUGGAGGAGGGCUUCUUUAAGGUGGACUACUCGCAGUUCCACGGCACCUUUGAGGUCCCUACUCCCCCCCACAGCGUCAAAGAGCAGGAGGAGAGUUUGCUGCUGUCUUCGCCCCUUACUGCCCCCUCGCUGUGCCAUAGCACUGGCGGCCUUACUGAGGGCAGCGGGACUCUAGAGGGUCUGGAGCUGCAGAGUGAUGCAGAGACCGCAUCAGUCAACAUGACUGCCCCGCUGGGGAGCACCAAGCUCCCGGCCAAACUGCAGAAGCUGACCGGCCGGGACGGAGGCGGACGAGAUGGCAUGCCCCGCAAGCUGCUGCGCAUGAGCUCCGAAAUCACUUACAACCUGGGAGACCUACCUGUCAAGCUCCAACGGAUAAGCUCCGCCCCCGGCGUGGCUGAAGAAAGGUUACCACCGAUCAGCUCCCUCCUCAGCCCCACCGAGGACAAGCUGCCUUCCAAACUAGGGCUGGUUGGCGGGAUCGAACCCAUCAGCCAGUCGGUGACAGACCUGCCCCCCAAGCUGCAGCGGUUGGCUGGUGGGGUAGGAGGGGUCGGGAUUGGAGGGAGAAUGGACGGUCACCUGCCGCCCAAACUCCGGAAGAUGAACUCGGAGAGGUUUACGGGGUUAAGUCUGAAAUGAACUGACUUGCCAUUUACCUCCUUUGUAAUCACGAAAGAAUAAAAAGGACAAUGAUGUUAAAGCGAUACUUCAGAAAAUUACAUUCACACAAUUUUGCCCUUAGCCCAGAUGUGGUCAGUGCGCCUGGACAUGUUUGGUGUCUGAAUUUUGCUUUAUUUAUCUUUUGUACUGGAGCUAAAAGCCUAAUGAAGCUGGCGAGUAAUGGGAGCGUAAGCGGGCAGUGUGCUUGAGAUGACUGCUGUACAUGCUGUCGUAACUUAUUUCAGUUAUUUUUAAAGAUGUUCUAAGUGAAAAUAAGUGAACAUGUCCUCUACACUUCUGCACAUUUAAUGCACAAUUACUGGUUAUGUGCUGAAUUUAACAUAAAUGGAAAGAAUAAAAAAACACAGUGUGACCUGUGUAAUAUGUUAAACUCAGCAAAUAAAUAGAAAUUGUGCACUAAAACUGAAACUGAGUUUCUUCCCUGAGGAGGACGUCUUAACUUAUUUUCACUUAGAAAAUCAGCAAAGCAUGUGAUUUGACCAGGGCUCAAACUUUUGCAUAUGACUGCAUGUAAAAACUGUUUAAGUUUCAAAACCAUCCACUUCCCAGCCAUACAGCCCUUAUAUGAAACCUAAGCUGCAAAAACAACCUGUUUUGGAAGGAUUGUUUCUGUGAUGUCACAAGAACCAACUCAUUUACAUUUAUCCUCUACUCACCCUACAGCCGUUUAGCUCCGCCCAUUCACACUGACGCUCUAAGAAGCGUUUCAGCCCUGAGUGCUUUCUGAAUGAGGCCCAGCCAGUCAGAAUUUGUCUUAUAUUCGUCUUAAAGGCGCAGUAACAACCUGUUAAAUUCUUAGGGAUGAAGAGAGAUUGGAAAUUUUUCAAGUAUAAAUGAUUUGCCAAGAGAAAAAGCUCACUUUGAUGUAGGCCUGAUGUCACACUCUUCUUCGGAAUUGGGUCAUUUCCCUCAAUGAAUAAACGACCAAGCCAAAUAUUUUUCUCUCAUAUGUUUAUUUUGGUUCUCUUUAUCUACCAUUAGCUAAAAUCUGAUGAAAUAUUAGGUCAAAUUUAUAUAGAAAUACCGAAAAUUCUAAAGGGUUCGCAAACUUUCAAGCACCACUGCAUCUAAUGGGUCCAUUUUCUGGUGCUAAAGUAGAACCUUUGUUAACGGUUAGCUGCAGAGUAAAGAGAGUCAUUUCUUAGCCGCUGGUGCUCAGUGCUGUUAUUUGUGGUUAGGGCUCUUCUCAACCAAUCAGAUUGUGCCAUCUGAAAGAAAUGGGGCUGUGUUAAAGUUAGAAUAUUGCUUGUACUUUUUUAUAGAUAAUAGUGUGUAAUACAGUGUCAGAAACCUCAGACACAAGUGUGGUGACAUUAACAAGUCAGCAAGGCUUAGGCAUGCAGGUUUGCACAAUGCUAACUGGUGACUAUAAGCUUCCAUAGUUUGUUAGCGACAUUAGCCUUGUAGCCAAACUAAAGAAGCCAACUUCAGACACCAAACAUGUCUUGGCCGAUCGACGGCGUCUGCCCUAAUGCGAAAACUGUGUGAUUUAAUUUUUGUUUUGAAGCAUCACUUUAAAUACGGAACAUUUUAUAUAUGAAUAAUAUUAACCUGAUAUUCCUCAGCACAAUCUGGCAUGUUUUUCCACCAAGAGCAUGAACUAAUGACACAUAUUUAACAGAUGAUUAAUACAAAACGCAUUAUUUAUCAGUGUUUGUCAAGGCCUCAGCUUAUAGCCUCAUAGUCCAUAGUCUACAACUUCUUGUGAGGGCUUUGCUACUCUUAAAAUAGUAUGUUUAUGUUAAAGCGUUACGACAUCUCGAUAUCGUUAUCCGAGUGGGUUUGAGUUUUGGUGAAGGACAGUUCGCUCCAUGUUCAAAUGUUCUUCUCUGCUCCGCAGUUCAUGGUAACAAAAGCAAAAAGUCAGCGGCUUCUGUUGCGCCUGAGUUUCCCUGCAUCCACACCGUGUUCUCGGCCCUCUACACGGCAGCACAGAGAUGCAGUAGAAUUUGACGUCCACCAGCCACUUCCAAGGAACGGACUCACUUCGGACAUUCCAGUGUUUUCCCCACAACCCCCUCAGGCUCCUGCGUUUCUUCUCUUGCAUGUUCAGUAUCUUAUCGUUUCAUAACCAAAAACAGAUGACUUCGAAUCAAAGAAUAAGCCUUAACUUCUAAUGAGUUUCUACACUGUAUGACGUGUCGUUAAUGAUUGUUUUCCUCUGUUUACUGUGUGACAGGGCACGGAAAGAUGGGGUGUACUUUCUCCCACCGUGAUGGGGUGCUUUAUUGUCCCUAGCAGACGGACAAGGUGUAAAUUGAGAGGAGAACAGAAUGAUUGUGUUUGUUUACCACUUUAAAAAAAGAAAAGAAAAAAAUAACCUUGUAAUGCCAUUGUUAAAGAUUUUGUGUUUGAAAACUGAAGCAAUAAUUGUUCGGAAUUUGCUGACACAUUUGAUUGGACAAUCUUGUACCUGUGUUAACGUUAACGUUCGGCGAUUUUGCAGGUUUUCAGUUUGACUCAAUACAUUCAGAGCAACUUCUAACCAAAACUGAAUGUGCGUAGUUUAUAAAUAUUUUAAUAAAUGCACAGCACAAGUGUCGGUUGGUUAUAAAGGAAGGUCACUGAUUGGAUGGGCUCUGGGUA